Chiroxiphia lanceolata (lance-tailed manakin) is the source of this 4039-nucleotide messenger RNA. RefSeq names its product Ski2 like RNA helicase (gene SKIC2). Gene Ontology annotation, biological process: nuclear-transcribed mRNA catabolic process, 3'-5' exonucleolytic nonsense-mediated decay. Gene Ontology annotation, molecular function: ATP binding; RNA binding; RNA helicase activity. The annotation marks the transcript as partial. Gene Ontology annotation, cellular component: Ski complex. Lineage: Eukaryota; Metazoa; Chordata; Aves; Passeriformes; Pipridae. The transcript is spliced from 29 exons. The record is from RefSeq and is a predicted model, not a curated record.
CCAUGCCCCCCCGCGGGCCGCGGGAGCUGCCGCUGGCGCUGCUGGAGUUGGGCUGCGCGGGCCGCUUCGAGCUGCUCACGGGACCCCCGGGGACGGAGGAGACCCCCGAGCACCGCACCACGCUGCCCCAUGGACUCCCCCCCUUCGCCCCCUCCCUGGUGUCGGAGCUGGAGCAGCGAUUUUUGGGGUCCCCCGAGUGGCUCCCCCUCCACCAGCAUGAGCGGGCCAAGAGGACGUGGCAGAGGACCCCGGACCCCCAGGCACUGUUCUCUCUGGAGCCCACCCCGGUGGGGGGGGAGCUGCGGGCCGAGCGGGACCCCCGCACCGGCGCCCUCACGGGCUUCACCGAGGAGCUGCUCCCCAACGUGGGGCUCUCGGCCUCCAACUCGGCGUCGCUGCGGCGGCCCCCCGGCCCCCCCGGCGAGGGGCUGAGGGGGGGGCUCUCCAGCUGCCCCUUCUGGCCAGGGGGGGAGGAUGAGCCCACCCUGGAGCAGAUGCAGACCCCCCAGGAGCAGGAGGAGGAGGACGUUGACUUUGAGAACGACCUGCUGACGACCCCCCCCGGGAUGAAACGGGGCGUGGAGUACAAACCCCAAGCCGCGGCGGGGGGACCCCUCUCCCUCUCCAGCCUCCUGGAGACCCUCGACACCUUCGAGCUGGGGGGGGACGAGCCCGGGGGGGGCCCCGAGGAGCCCAAGGGGGUCCCCCAAACCCCCCCCACGGAGGGGGGGCUCAGCCCCCCGCCCGCCCCGCGCCGCUCCGACAGCCUGGAGGAGCUGCUCAGCAAGGAGGAGGCAGGACCCCCCCCCGAGCCCGCCGGGCCCCCCCCGGAGCCCCCCGAGGAGGUUUGGGCUGAGAUGGUCGACACCAAAUCCCCCGUGCAGGACUUUGAGAAGCUGCUGCCGGACCCCGCGCACAAGUGGCCCUUCAGCCCGGACCCCUUCCAGCAGCGGGCAGCCCUGUGCCUGGAGCGGGGGCAGUCGGUGCUCGUGGCCGCCCACACCUCGGCCGGCAAAACCGCCGUGGCCGAGUACGCCAUCGCCCUGGCACGGCGCCACAUGACACGGUCCAUCUACACGUCCCCCAUCAAGGCCCUUUCCAACCAGAAGUUCCGGGAUUUCCGGGAGACCUUCGGGGACGUGGGGCUGCUGACGGGGGACGUGCAGCUGCGCCCCGAGGCCGCCUGCCUGGUCAUGACCACCGAGAUCCUGCGGUCGAUGCUGUACAACGGCUCCGACGCCAUCCGGGACCUGGAGUGGGUGAUCUUUGAUGAAGUGCACUAUGUCAACGACGAUGAGCGGGGGGUGGUGUGGGAGGAGGUGCUGAUCCUGCUCCCCGAGCACGUGAAGCUGGUGCUGCUCAGUGCCACCGUCCCCAACGCCCUCGAGUUCGCCCAGUGGGUCGGGCGCACCAAGCGCCGCUGUGUGCGGGUUCUCUCCACCCCGCGGCGCCCGGUGCCGCUGGAGCAUUUCCUGUUCACCGGGAACAGCUCCCGGACACGGCACCAGCUCUUCCCGCUGCUGGGCCCGGGGGGGGCCUUCAGCACCCAGGGGUACUAUGCAGCAGUGGAGGCCAAGAAGGAGCAGAGCAGCAAACACGCGCAGAGCUUCGGGGCGCGGCAGCCCACCAUGGGGGGCUCUAAUCCGGGACAGGAGCGAGGGGUCUGGCUGUCCCUGCUGGAGACCCUGCGGGAGCGGGAGCUGCUGCCCGCGGUGACGUUCACCUUCUCGCGGGGCCGCUGCGAGGACCAGGCGGCCGCCCUGGGCUCCCUCGACCUGCUGAGCGGGGCCGAGCGCGGCAGCGUCCGGCAGUUCCUGACGCGCUGCCUGGCCCGGCUGCGGGGCUCCGACCGCCGCCUGCCUCAGGUGUUGCAGCUGUCGGAGCUGCUGCAGCGCGGGAUCGGGGUGCACCACGGCGGGGUCCUGCCCCUGCUCAAGGAGGUCGUGGAGAUGCUCUUCAGCCAAGGGCUGGUCAAGGUGCUGUUUGCCACCGAGACCUUCGCCAUGGGGGUGAACAUGCCGGCGCGAACCGUCGUCUUCGAUUCCAUCCGCAAACACGACGGGAACAACUUCCGCGAUCUCCUGCCCGGCGAGUACACGCAGAUGUCGGGGCGUGCUGGGCGCCGGGGGCUGGACGCCACAGGCACCGUCAUCAUCCUCUGCAAGGGGCCCGUGCCCGACCUGCCCGACCUGCACCGCAUGAUGCUGGGCCGCCCGUCCCCUCUGCAGUCGCGGUUCCGCCUGACGUACCCCAUGAUCCUGCUGCUGCUCCGCGCCCCCGCCCUGCGCCCGCACGACCUGAUGCGCCGCAGCUUCGCCGAGUUCCCGCUGCGCCGCGACGCCACGGCACAGACUCGUCGCGUGGCCGCCCUUCAGGAGGCUCUGGCGGCUCUGGGGGACCCCGAGGGGACCCCGGGGGACAUGGGGGACCUGCCCCAGUACCACCGAGCCGUGGUGGGGCUGCGCCGCGCCCGGGGGGUGCUCCAGCGGUGCCUGGCACAGGCCGGGGGGCAGCGGGUGCUGGCACCGGGCCGGGUGGUGGUGGUCUGCACCCCGAGACACCGCAACGCGCUGGGGCUCAUCCUGCAGGUGAGCUCCGGGAGCUCCGGCCGCACCUUCGCGACGCUGGUGCUGAGCGAGAAGCCCCCCGAGAACGGGGGGGCCCCCCCAGAGCCCCCCCUGGACGUGCCCUACCCCGAGGACCUGCUGCUCACCCGCCUCUUCCUGCCUGAGGGCCCCCCCGGGCACGUGUUGGAGCAGCUGCGCCCCGAGGACAUCGUGGGGGUCACGGCCAAGACCCUGCGGGUGAACCCCGAGACGCUGCUGCAGGAGCUGCGCCCCCAGAGGGGACCCCGGCCCCGGUCACCCCCCCUCGGGGCAGGGGUGGGGUCGGCGGUGCAGGAGCUGGCCCAGCUGGCGGGGGGGGCCCCCAAAGACGGGGGGCUGCCCUUGCUGGAGGCUCUGGGGGUGCCCCCGGGCCGGGACCCCGAGGCGGUGGCGGCGGCGGCCGAGCUGCGGGCGCUGGGGGGGUCCCUGCGCUCCUUCCGCUGCGUCCACAGCCCCCGCUUCCCUCAGCAGUACGCCCAGUUCGCCGCGCGGCAGGAGCUGCUGGAGCAGCUGGAGGAGCUCCAGUUCCAGCUCUCGGACCAGUCGCUGCUGCUGCUGCCCGAGUACCACCAGCGCCUCGAGGUGCUGACGGAGCUGGGGUACAUCUCGGGGGGGGCGGUGGCCCUGGGGGGCCGCGUGGCCGCCCUGCUGAGCACGGAGCAGCUCGUGCUGACGGAGCUGCUGCUCGGCAACGUCCUGGCGCCGCUGCGGCCCGAGGAGAGCGUGGCCCUGCUGUCCUGCCUCGUCACCCCUGGGCGCGGGGACCCCCUGCCCGAGGGCCUCCCCGCACCCCUCACACAGGUACCACCAGUGUUGGGGAGCCCGGAGGGAUUGGGGACCCCCUGCCCGAGGGUCUCCCCGUGCCCCUCACACAGGUACCCCCGAGGGAUUGGGGACCCCCUGCCCGAGGGUCUCCCCGUGCCCCUCACACAGGUACCCCCAGUAUUGGGGAGCCCCGAGGGAUUGGGGUCCCUGGGGCUGCGUGGAGGAGCACUCUGGGUGUGGGUCCCUGACCCGGGGGUCCCUCCCCGUGUCCCCCCCCAGGCCCUGGAGCGGCUCCGGGGCGUCGCCGCCCGCGUGGGGCGGCUGGAGCAGGAGCACGGCCUCGGGCCCGGCCCCGACGACUUCGUGGCCCAGUUCGGCUUCAGCCUCGUGCAGGUGGUCUACGAGUGGGCCCGUGGCAUGCCCUUCGCGGACAUCGCCCGGCUGGCACCGGUGCAGGAGGGGACGGUGGUGCGGGCGAUCCAGCGGCUGGAGGAGCUGCUGCGGGAGCUGCGCCAGGCCGGGCGCGUCGUGGGGGACCCGGCGCUGGCCACCAAGAUGGAGGCGGCGGCUGCCAUGAUCAAACGGGACAUCGUGUUCGCCGCCAGCCUGUACACGCAAUAAAGGGGGCAGGGACCCCCCCCCGGCUUGAAAUGGUUCAGUCCAACGUC